UGCCAAUUUUGCAAUUCGCCUCAAUUUUCUCUUCUAUUUUCCUUUAGGCCUGGCUUAAAGCCAAAUUAACUCUGGGCGUGCACAAAAUGUUUCAUUUUGCCAUUUGUUAAUUAAAGUUUGUCAUUUUCAAUUAAAUAAAAGAAUAUAAGCUCCGGAAGUAACGUGUAACUUUUAACGGAUCAAAAUCAAACAUCGAAUAAAGCUGUAAAUUGUAAGAAUGUGUGUUAAUUCGCUCCAAAGCGGUCAAUCUCAAUUAGCAAAAUAUUGUUGUACGUUCAUAUGUGCAUAUGUGACAAUAAUUAAAAGGAAAUGUAAUUAAAUCAUAUAUACAUACCAAAUAAAAGUGAUCUUAUUAGAGAAAUUGUUGAGAAAAGCUUAAAAUAUGUAUGUAAAUUUGUGCGUACGAUGGCAUGCUGUGUGUGUGUGUGAGUGGGUACGUGCGUGCAUGAGCGUUUGUAUGUAAUUCAGUACACGGACAGCGUAAUGAGUUUCUACUACGCACCACAUACAUACAUAUGUAUGUAUGUUCAGACAUACGCGAACUUGUAAUAAAACUUGGUUAAUUGACUUUUGACAAUUGAAACGUCUUUUUAUAUUUGGGUUUGUCUUCAGACAAUGCAGCAUGGAUCACAAUUUGAAGCAGGAAGCAUUGCCGAAUGCCAUUUCCGGGCAUGACUCCAGAAACUGGACGGCAUUGCACGAAGCCGUUGCGGCGGGCGAUGACAGACGAGUGCAAAUCCUGCUGUCGAGCAAUGCGGAUCGCCUGGCCAGGGAAUCGAGUCAGGGCAACACGCCAUUGCACGAGGCGGCCAGUCGAGGACUCAGCCGUUGCGUUAAAUUGCUCUGUGCCCCGCCAACCACCAAGACGCAGCACAAGGAGCAGAAGAGCCGACUGAAGACGCGGGUAGCAAACACGAUCGAAGCUCUGCACAACAGCACGCUGAGCAUGAUUAACAAUGAGGGCUUGACGGCGCUUCACUUGGCUGCUCAAAAGGGUCACAAUCAGAGCUCUAGAGAACUGCUGAUGGCUGGAGCAGAUCCCGAUGUGCAGAACAAGUACGGCGAUACUGCUCUGCAUACAGCCUGUCGCUAUGGCCAUGCAGGCGUCACUCGGAUUCUCCUUUCGGCCUUGUGUGAUCCCAAUAAGACAAACCUGAACGGGGACACUGCACUGCACAUCACCUGCGCCAUGGGUCGGCGAAAGCUAACGCGGAUUCUGCUGGAGGCAGACGCUCGUUUGAAUGUGAAAAAUGCUCAGGGCGAUACGCCUCAAAGUAUUGCGAUCAGAAAGAAUUAUCGGGAAAUCAAUGAGAUUCUAAGCACUCCAAAGCGUAUACGUAAUCGUCGAGAGAAGCCAAAAGAUCAUGACAAAUCAGCGCCUGCUCAGGACAAGGACAAAGAUAGUGUGGAUAAGGCAAUCAAUUGGUCGCCCUAUGGCUGUCACUAUUUUCCUGAUCCGCGCUCAUUUCCAUCGCCCAAACUGGAAACCUUACCCAAAGAGCCGCUGAAGCAAGGCGAACAGUAUUUCCUUGACCUCGCCGGGAACAUACACAAGGGUCCAGUCAGCGUGGGCAACACAUGCUAUUGUGGUCCCUUCUUCCGGCAUAUAGAGAAUAAACUGAACUGUAAUCGGAAGAGCCUGAAGAAGUAUGUGCACAAAACAAAGGAGCGGCUGGGCCACAAGGUUCAAGCGUUGGCAAUCAAGACGAACGAUCAAAUCGAGCAGCUGACUCGAACAAUGAUCGAGGAUCGCAUUCGCUGUGAGAGCAAACGACUUUAUCUCAAUGAAUACCUGCGCCGCGGAGAGCCAUUUCGCUCCACCUACGACAAUCAAACCAAAACUCAAAGGGUCGAACGCACAUUGUCUCGAUGUCGCAGCUUGGACUUACUUGAGAGUAAUUUCGAGAGCGGCAAAAUGUCCAACUCGAAGAGCGUUGACAUUCUGGAGAACGAAAAUCAAACGGUUGUCGACAUCGUAUACCAUUCGCAGUCGCAGGAGGCGCAGGCUGAGAGCGACUCAAAUGAGGAUACCCAAUCGAAUUCGAGUAUGGGAGUAACAGAGAACCGAAAUGAUUUGAUGAGUGCAGCUGCUCUAUCGACAGCUGAGGAGGAGCUGAAGCAAACGAAAUUGAAUGAACUGAAGCAGGACUUUCUUAAGGUAUCGGAGCGACUUGGAGAUUUGCUAGAGAAGACCACUCUCAUCAUGGAGCGAGACAACGAGCAGGAGAAUAAACGCCAGCUCUGCUCCCUGUCGCCAGAGCAAAGUAAUCCAUCCAUGUACACUCCAGAGAAUCCCUGCCACCUGCUGGACAAUAAGGAGAACGCUAAUAGUCCCAGCUACGAUGAGUAUACAAAUGUACAAAGACGCUAUCCCAACUCAAGCGAAACGUCAAACCCGUCUCAGAACUCAAACAGUUGGGAGUUCGAAACGACUCCGCCGGACGCCCAAAGGUAUUACCAUUGCAUUGGUCGCGGUGAAAAUAUGCUGAACACGGUGAUCAAAGCACUUCGGAAAGAUGCCACCUUUGCGGAUCACAACAAGGACGACGUAACCUUCAAUCAGAAUGAUAGAGAUAGAGUCUGCGGCGAUAAGUUGUUGUACAAGGAGCAGGUUCAAAGCACACCAUCUCCAUCGCCAUCGGCGUCGUGCAGCACAGAUGCCGUGUUUCAUGCGCAACCGUCCCACCCAAGAUCCAUGCAAAAAUCCAUAUCGAAUCUCAUGAAGAGGCAACCGCUUUGCUUGGAGGACAACUACUCAGUCAAUGCAAAUCUCUAUAACUCCAAUGGCUUGAGUAUUGCCCAAGCAAACAUUCCCCAUCACGUAGCUGGCGGCGUGCAUAUGAGGCAAAACUCCAAUGAAGCUGCUGGGAAGGUUGAGAUUAGAAACAGCGAAAUAAAAUACCUAAAGAAAUCGAAUACGGGCCAAGUGAAGGACAUGGUGGCCCAGCUGCAGGGCAGGAUUGAUUCGAACAUGCAGUACGACAAUGAUGUUGGCUUGAGCUACGACUUGCCGCACUCACAAAUGGUGGCGCCUCAGUUGAGCAAUAAUCUCCAUAGCAUAUCUAAUCCUGAAAACGCUGGUCAACUGCCGUUGCCAAAUGCUUCGUCUCUGUAUGCGGUGCACGCGAGAACACCCCAAUAUGCGCCAUACGGUGCAGCUGAGAGGCACAUACCCAAAGAUGCUUACUUUCAUGAUCUUCCCAAUCGAUCAAGAAAUCUGCAAAGAGCACAAAACGUUUACUCUGGCGAUUUGGGCAGCGUCAGGCUGUCAGUUGGCUAUGCGGGACCGCAAGAGUUCCGCUCACCCAGUGCCCAAUGCCAAUCCCAGUCCCAAUCCCUCCAUCUGCAGCCACAUGAUCAUGAACCCCUGCACGGGGAUUACGUUAGCCGAGCACCCGCUCUGGCUGACACCAAUCAGCUGCAAUAUCCCCACGGGAAUCUGGCACAAGGCGUCAACUCAAUACGAUCCCCGGCUAUGAUCUUUCGAAGUCAACUCCCGCACAAUGUCCUAAGCAGCGAUGUCGAUAUCGAUGUGGAUGAAAUCGCAUCUGUGGGUUUAUACAAUAACGUUUCCAGCUUGGUUUGAAACACAUGGAGCAAGUUAAUAAUUAAUGUAAAUAAUAUAAUUGUGCAGAUUUUGUAGCUACCAUUUUGUAAAUAGUUGUCACAAUGUAUUUAUCAUAAUUAUUAUUUAGAUGUAUGUAUUUAUAUAUUUAUGUUAUCCUGUUAGUUUGUUGCACUCAGCCAGAUGUUUGGCAGAGCAAAUUCUGGACGCGGCAACGUUUAACAGUAAUAAUAUUUUUGUUUAGAAUUCGCAGCAUUUGUUUUUGGCACUAUUUGUUGUCUGAAAAUAUAUGUGUAUAUGUGCAUGUAUGUGUGUAUGCAUGUACUUAUUUCGUAGGUUUUCUUUUCGUAUCUUCACUUAGGCGUAACAACUAUGAAUAACUACGUAUUAGAGUUAUUAUUGAAUUAAAAUAUAUUUUCUUUAAAAAAUUUUUAAUAUAAUAGUAUUAAUGUAUGUGUAAAUAUCAGAAUGUCAAGUACAUAUUUAUUGAUAACAGAUCGUUUUGGUGUUUUGAUAGACAUGCGGCUUUCGACAUUGUAAUCAUUAAAAUCAAUUUUCAAAUAAUAAAAUAUGUAUACAAAUUAACUAAUGAUGACAACUUUGAUAUCAUUUAACUACAUAUAAUU
Messenger RNA from Drosophila mojavensis, 4191 nucleotides. RefSeq lists its product as uncharacterized. The transcript has 3 exons. Bases 623 to 3586 code for a protein of 987 amino acids. NCBI's taxonomy places the organism in Eukaryota, Metazoa, Arthropoda, Insecta, Diptera, Drosophilidae. The record is from RefSeq and is a predicted model, not a curated record. Gene Ontology annotation, molecular function: protein binding. Gene Ontology annotation, cellular component: cytoplasm; nucleus.